Lolium rigidum is the source of this 1913-nucleotide messenger RNA. Its product is annotated as sugar transport protein MST1-like. The record is from RefSeq and is a predicted model, not a curated record. Lineage: Eukaryota; Viridiplantae; Streptophyta; Magnoliopsida; Poales; Poaceae. Bases 155 to 1681 code for a protein of 508 amino acids. Gene Ontology annotation, cellular component: membrane. Gene Ontology annotation, biological process: monosaccharide transmembrane transport. Gene Ontology annotation, molecular function: monosaccharide transmembrane transporter activity. The transcript is spliced from 3 exons.
ACGCCAGAGAAGAGCCAAAGUGCAUCAGCAUCAUCAGCACUGCUCGCGCUACCUACUAGCUUGCUCUCGUACUUCGGCUACAACCUCGUGCUCCGUCCUCCCAGUGAUAUAUACAAGCCUCCGGUUCAGGCUCCGUGCCUUUGACCGGAAUCGGAUGCCCAGUGGCGCUUUCCUGCUAAGCGGCCGCGACAUGCCGGACUAUGGCGGCGCCCUGACCGUCCCCGUGGUGGUGACCUGCCUCAUGGCGGCCUCCGGCGGCCUCAUCUUCGGCUACGACAUUGGCAUCUCAGGGGGAGUGUCGGAGAUGGAGUCUUUCCUGAAGAAGUUCUUCCCGGACUUGCUCAAGGCGAAGCCGCGCGCGGGCAAGGACGUGUACUGCAUGUACAACAACCAGGCGCUCACGGCCUUCACCUCGUCGCUCUACGCGUUCGGCAUGGUGGGCACGCUGGUGGCGAGCCGCGUCACCCGGCGAGUCGGGCGCCAGGCCAUCAUGCUCAUCGGCGGCAGCAUGUUCCUCGUCGGCGCGCUCGUCAACGCCGGCGCCGCCAACCUCGCCAUGCUCAUCGUGGGGCGGAUGCUGCUCGGCCUGGGCCUCGGGUUCUCCGGACAGGCCACGCCGGUCUACCUCGCCGAGAUGUCGCCGCCGCGGUGGCGUGGCAGGUUCAUCUCCGCGUUCCCUCUGUUCAUCAGCAUCGGUUACCUCGUCGCCACCGUGAUCAACACCGGCACUUCGAAGAUCCCUGUCUGGGGCUGGCGCCUGUCCCUGGGCCUCGCGGCGGUGCCGGCCGCGGUGAUGGUGGUUGGCGCCGCGCUCAUCACGGACAGCCCGAGCAGCCUCGUCCUGCGCGGGAAGAACGACCAUGCCCGCGCCGCGCUCCAGCGCGUGCGCGGCAAGGGCGUGGACAUCGACGCGGAGUUCAGCGACAUAGUCGCUGCCGUGGAGCACGACACGCGCAACGAGGAGGGCGCGUUCCGGAGGAUCCUGCGGCGGGAGUACAGGCCGUACCUGGUGAUGGCCGUGGCCUUCCCCGUGUUCCUGAACCUGACAGGAGUGACCGUCACGGCCUUCUUCUCGCCGAUACUUUUUCGGACGAUGGGGUUCGGGAGCGACGCCGCGCUAAUGGGCGCCGUCAUCCUCGGCCUGAUGAACAUCGGCGGCGUCGUCGCUUCGGGCUUCGCCAUGGACCGCUACGGCCGGAAGCUGCUCUUCAUGAUUGGCGGCGCAGUCAUGUUCACUUGCCAGGUGGCGAUGGCGAGCAUCGUGGGGUCGCAGCUCGGGAACGGGAGCAAGAUGGCCAAGGGGUACGCGGUGGCGGUGCUGGUCCUCACCUGCUUCUUCUCCGCCAGCUUCAGUUGGUCCUGGGGCGCGCUCUUCUGGACCGUCCCCGGCGAGAUAUACCCCGUCGAGGUGCGCUCCGCGGGGCAGGGCACGGCGGUGGCGCUCAACCUCUGCCUCAACUUCGUGCAGGCGCAGUGCUUCCUCGCCAUGCUCUGCUGCUUCAAGUACGGCAUCUUCAUCUUCUACGCCUGCUGGCUCGUCGUCAUGACGGCCUUCGCCAUGGCGCUCGUGCCCGAGACCAAGGGCGUGCCGCUCGACUCCAUGGGCCACGUCUUUGCGCGACACUGGUACUGGGGCAGGUUCCUCAAGGAUCACAAGUUUGGCAAUGAGCAGUCCACCUGAGACCCAGCACAGCACCUGCGGUGUUGACCUCCUAAAUAUCAAUUGUGUGCUCCUUUGGAAUUAUACCAAGGCAUAGUAUAAAAAAUGAUUAGCUAGUUGUUGAGAACUAAGUUAGUUCUCAGUCCGGUCUAUAACCAUCCGAUCUUUAAGCGUCAAAAUUCGUGUAGUGCUAUAAGUCUCCAUCAGCGAAAAAGCAAACCGGUGUGUACAUGAAAUCCAGGAGGGCGUGUUU